Molecule: messenger RNA, 1213 nt
Organism: Elgaria multicarinata webbii
Lineage: Eukaryota; Metazoa; Chordata; Lepidosauria; Squamata; Anguidae
Gene: VAX2
Product: ventral anterior homeobox 2
Exons: 3
Coding region: 1-939 (312 amino acids)
Biological process (GO): brain development; regulation of transcription by RNA polymerase II; central nervous system development
Cellular component (GO): nucleus
Molecular function (GO): RNA polymerase II cis-regulatory region sequence-specific DNA binding; DNA-binding transcription factor activity, RNA polymerase II-specific
Source: RefSeq, a predicted model, not a curated record
AUGAGCGAUGGGGGGAGCGAGGCAGGCAGGCGCGCCCUCCUCCUGGGCGACCCCCCAGAGCGCGUCCGGGACAAGGAGAGCCGCGCGGCGCUGGAGAGCGCAAAGUUGCGCGCAGGGGCCGCGGGAGGCGGCGGCGGCGGCGGCGGCGGCAUCAAGGACUUGGCGGCCGCGACGUCGGCAUCCAGCCCCGGCUCCUCCAAGGAGUGCGCCCCGGAGACCGACAGCCAGGCCUCGGCCGGCGAGGCGGACUACUGCCGCCGGAUCCUGGUGCGAGAUGCCAAAGGGACCAUCCGGGAGAUUGUCCUUCCCAAAGGUUUGGAUCUGGACCGGCCCAAGAGAACCAGGACCUCUUUCACCGCUGAACAGCUCUACAGGUUGGAGCUGGAGUUUCAACGCUGCCAGUAUGUCGUGGGCAGGGAAAGGACAGAGCUAGCCAGGCAGCUCAACCUCUCUGAGACACAGGUCAAGGUCUGGUUCCAGAAUCGCCGCACCAAGCAGAAAAAAGACCAGAGCAGAGACUCGGAGAAGCGCUCCACUUCCACCUCCGAGUCUUUUGCGACUUGCAACAUCCUGAGACUCUUGGAACAAGGGCGGCUCUUGUCCGUCCCGGCCCCUCCCACGUUGCUCUCCCCAGCCUCCAACCCCAUCGGCGCUUCAUCCGGAAAUGGCUCCUCCAUGGGCCGGUCAGGGAACACUUCGCCAGGCCUCAGCGGCGGGGGCAGCCCUCCCGGGACGGGGGGCUUCAGCUUGCAGGUCCCUUCGCUGGCCUCCUCGGCUUCCCCGCGCCUCCCCGCCACUCCGCUCUGUUUCAGCGGCCCGUUGCUGGGGAGCCUGCACGAAUUACCCAGCGGCUACGGACUGGGCGCUUCUGCCUUUGAGCCUUACAUGCGGCUGGAGAGGAAAGAAAGCACGCUGCCCAGCAAGAAGACAAGUCCUUAAAUAAUUAAUAUUAAUAAUAACAAUAAUUAUAAUAAUAACUCUAAUAAUAAUAAUAAUAAUUAAAAGAAACAAAGAGAGUGUCAAAAGACUGCCCCGCUUGGUCGCUCCGCAACCGCCCCUCCUGUCCCUCACACUGAAUUUCCUCCCCCGCCCCCCCGCCCCCCGGGGCUUCUACUUUGCAAGUGGAAUUUCAAAGACUGUUUACCAAAUGUCAACAAUGUGGUGUGUGCCUGUGUGUGCGCGUGGGUGUGAGUGUGUUCCUUCACGGAAAUUA